CAAUUUUUUUACCCAGUUUUCGCGGUUAAAUGAGUUCUGUUAUAAUCAUCAGUUUGAAAAAGGUUUUCUACGAAAAUACAGAAUGAAGAAAAACAACUCCGGUAAAAGAGAAUUUGGAAGUGAACGAAACUUUCAUCCAUGUGCAUUCGGCUUUGCCAUGGCUGUUGGAGCAGAUCACGCCCUGGCUGCUUUACAGAGCAGUAUGAAUGUUAAAGGUGGAAUCGGCACAAACUCUCUUCUUGUCAAAGAUACAGCUGCAAUCAUCGGAAGCCUGAUUGUCGUCCCUGUUGUACUUCAAAAAUAUGGACAGAAAUUUUCUCUGAUUAUUGGAGUAAUACUCAAUAUUUUACUAAUUUUGGCAAAUUUUUACCCAGUUUGGUACACAAUGUAUUCUACGGCAUUCUUUGCUGGCAUAGGAAUGUCAUGUGCAUGGGUGGGAUCUUCCGUGAUGAUUCAGAGUAUUGCGUCCAAUGUUGAUAUGAAUCAGGACGUCGAUUCUUCUUCACAAAAGUACUUUGGGAUGUUUCUUGCGAUAUUGUCGCUGGCUCAAGUAUUCGUUAAUAUUUUGACCGAACUGAUACUUGGCUGGAAUAGCAUUGCACGAUACAUUGGCAAUUUUGUUGAGGGGGACUCGAAUUACAGCAGCGUAUUUGCUUCUUAUAAUUUAACGUCUGAUAACCUGUUGACAUGUGGCGCAGGGGAUUGCCCGAUUAAGUACUCAUUUCAUCAGACGUCUGGCAAAUUUUCCGUGCUUAUACCGGAUCAAACAUUGCUACGAGUUCUACUUGUUGUAUAUGUCUUAAUGCAGAUGGGAGGAGUUGCUAUUCAUUACUUCUUUAUCAAAGGAACGAAUGAACAAGAGAUUAGCCCAUUGGAUUCAACGCCUCUACUAGCAGAGAAAAAGAGCGAUUUCAUGACCAGUAUCAAAAAAAAAUUGAAAUAUGCCACUUCUUUGCAAGAACUUUUGACUUGUCCUGUAAAGUUGCUAUUCGGUAUAACAAUGGCGUAUAUUUGGACGGAACACAACAGGGCAUUUGUGUCUUGCGUUGUUGGAGUCGAUAAGGUUAGAAUAUGUACUGCUAUCAUCAAUAUAAUGUCUUUCGCCACAUCUCUACUUAUUUCGAAAAAUUCGAAGAAAAUAGGAUUACCAGUUUUAUUUACCGUGGGAUUGGUUUACGACUUGAUCAACUAUACUUGUUCGUUGUUAUGGAGACCAACAGUUUCUACUAAAUUCGUUUCAUACAUCUUGUCGGUUACUUUUGGAAUUACACACGGCAUCAGACGUAACAUCUCAUUCUUGGUAACGGCAGCUCAUUCGCAGGACAACGACACUGGAUUUACCCUACAACUGCUAUUGCUAGCACUAGGGGGAGUUAUCAAUACUGCCUGGAGUAUUCCGCUUUGUGUCAGUGUGAAAAUAUACAUCAAUAUAUCCUUGACCGUAUUCGCUACUUUCUGCUGGUCGAUUGCAAAGGUUCUUCUAAACAGAGAUAAACAGACAUGAACGAGUACUAGUACAAUCACGAAAUACGGAGAAAGGAAUUCUACAACGGGAAAACACCAAGACACCCUUAUAUGAUAUCAUUUUCUUUUACAAAAAAGACGAUAUGGCGAAUUCGAUUUAUUUUUCCGGUGUCUUGCAAAGAACUAUUCCCCUGAUGUCAACGAUGCUGGAGUGACCGAGUUGGUGUAUGUUGCAGAAUGAAAUUUCUGGUCGACAUUUCACCCAAAGACAUCUUUCAACCUCUGCCUUAUUAAUAUAUUCGAGACCUAAUAUAACCAAUUACUUAUGCAAUACAAUUAAAUUAUGCACAAAGCAAAAAUACUACAAUCACGAAGCCAGAGGAUUUAACCUAAACCCUGUGUUUCAAUUUAUAGGUUAAUUUAUGGUUGACAAGGUUUAUGGAUUCCCGUGUUUAAUUAGUACCCUGUAAAUUUGGACACGCUUCGUGAUUUCACAUUGUCAAUCUCUUCUGUGACAUAACAAAGUGACUUAAAUAUACCCGCAAUGUCGGUACUGUUAAAUCUUUCAUCAUUCCGAAGUGAAAAUCAUCAUAUCAUAGCAACCGAAAAUACA
Styela clava is the source of this 2077-nucleotide messenger RNA. RefSeq names its product protein unc-93 homolog A-like. The record is from RefSeq and is a predicted model, not a curated record. Lineage: Eukaryota; Metazoa; Chordata; Ascidiacea; Stolidobranchia; Styelidae.